UUUGAGCCCGACCGGAGCGGAGGAACAGGCACGCAACUCUUCAGACGGCUGCUAUUUUUAAGCUGUGCGAAAUACCAAAGUCUCUGUGUCCAAGAUGAAGAUUUCUUGACUCAAGCGAACAGGCACACAUGUGGAUUUUCGGUUGCUUCGCCCAUAUGGUUCGAGACAAGGAGGCUCGGAUAGCCUGGAAAAUUAAGUUAUGAUUUCAUGAAAUUCCACCACUGAACCAAACAGGCAAAGCGUCUACUCGGGACGAGCCCUGUAGGAACCGUACGCCUUCCCCUUUGUGUUCCGUUUUCAUGGGCACCAAGAAGUGUGGCUCGAAAAGAAAAGCGGACGGAAGCAGGAUGAGCUGCAGCGGAGAAGAAGACAGUGACUCCAGCGGUACCAAGAAGAUGCUGAAGUGUGUCGUGGUCGGUGACGGUGCCGUUGGCAAGACUUGUUUGCUCAUGAGUUAUGCCAACGAUGCUUUCCCGGAAGAGUACGUGCCCACUGUGUUCGACCACUAUGCAGUAACUGUGACAGUAGGAGGGAAACAAUACUUGCUUGGACUUUACGAUACUGCUGGGCAGGAGGACUACAAUCAGCUCCGACCCCUCUCCUACUCCAACACAGAUGUGUUUUUGAUCUGUUUCUCUGUUGUGAACCCCGCCUCGUACCACAACGUCCAGGAAGAAUGGGUGCCGGAACUGAAAGGGUGCAUGCCUCAUGUGCCUUACGUCCUUAUAGGAACACAGAUUGACCUUCGAGACGACCCCAAAACCCUGACCCGGUUGCUCUACAUGAAGGAGAAGCCCCUGACUUAUGAGCAUGGCAUCAAGCUGGCAAAAGAGAUUGGGGCUCAGUGCUACCUGGAGUGUUCCGCACUGACCCAGAAGGGCCUGAAGGCCGUCUUUGAUGAAGCGAUCCUCAUGAUCUUCAACCCCAAGAAAAAGAAGCCCCACUGUGCCAAAUGCUGCAGCUCCUGCAAGGUCUUAUGAUGCUACCCGGAACUC
This is a messenger RNA of Heteronotia binoei (common prickly gecko), 995 nucleotides long. It is a transcript of the gene RHOJ, whose product is annotated as ras homolog family member J. Gene Ontology annotation, molecular function: GTP binding; GTPase activity. Lineage: Eukaryota; Metazoa; Chordata; Lepidosauria; Squamata; Gekkonidae. Gene Ontology annotation, biological process: small GTPase-mediated signal transduction. The coding region runs from base 300 to 980 and encodes 226 amino acids. The record is from RefSeq and is a predicted model, not a curated record. The transcript is spliced from 5 exons.